UCGUCAUCUUCCUCAAUUCAUCAAUGUCCAAAACGUAGAAAAGAAAAGUCACACACACGUAAAACUUCCAUUAUCUCCUUUACUUCUCCAUUAAAACCACAGAUAAACAAGACCCAGAUAGCCCUUUUGGUCGCUUUUGCCUUUGAUGUUUUCUUAACCAUUAACGAGAACGGAGAAAGAGAGAGAGGAAGAGAGAUUGAUCUGUAUUUUGUAUUUGUACUUGUAGAGAGAGAUGUUGGAGAAGAUUGGAUUACCAGCAAAGCCAUCAAUAAGAGGGAACAAUUGGGUUGUUGAUGCGUCACAUUGUCAAGGAUGUUCUUCUCAGUUCACCUUCAUCAAUCGCAAGCAUCAUUGCCGAAGAUGUGGGGGAUUGUUUUGCGGAAAUUGCACUCAGCAAAGAAUGGUUUUGCGUGGUCAAGGUGAUUCACCUGUGCGUAUUUGUGAUCCAUGUAAGACGUUAGAAGAAGCUGCACGUUUUGAGAUGCGGUAUGGACACAAGAAUAGAGCUGCAAAAGGAAGUUCAAGAAUGACAUCAAAGAACGAGGAUGACAUUUUAAACCAGAUUCUAGACAAUGAUGGAAAGGAAUCUUCUUCAUCAGGACAACAGUUCAACACUGACCUGGUUUCUAGCAUUCAAAGGGCAAGUAGCAGUGCUUCAUACUCAAACACUAAACAAGUUACUGCUCUGGAUGGUGGAGGAGAUAUAAGUAGAAGUCAUUCUGUUGAUGAGCACAAUCAUGUAAAUAGUGAGGUGGGAUCAGCCACUCCUGAGGAACUACGUCAACAAGCUUUGGAUGAAAAGAAGAGGUAUAAAAUUUUGAAAGGAGAGGGGAAGUCCAAGGAGGCUCUGAAAGCCUUUAAGAGAGGAAAGGAACUUGAGAGGCAGGCUGACGCUUUGGAAUUGUCCAUUAGAAAAAAUCGUAGGAAGGGUUUGUCUUCUGGCAACACAGUUGAGAUUCAGAAUGAAGAUGGCAUCAAAGAAUCUGUCAGAAAAAGUAAAUGCCUUGCUCAUGUCAAUGAAAAGGAUGACCUAACUGCUGAACUCAGAGGACUGGGGUGGUCUGACAUGGAUCUCCAUGAGAAAGACAAAAAUCCAGUGAAAAUGAGUUUAGAGGGUGAACUAUCUUCUCUUCUUGGAGAAAUCUCGGGUAGAACUAAUAAGGACAUGGGAAACAGUGGCAUUGACAAAACCCAGGUUGUUGAACUUAAAAGAAAGGCGCUAGCUUUGAAACGUGAAGGAAAGCUUGGUGAAGCCAAGGAAGAAUUGAAGAAAGCGAAAGUUUUAGAAAAGCAGCUUGAAGAACAGGAGCUGUUGGGUGUGGAUGAAGAAUCUGAUGAUGAGAUAUCUGCUUUAAUCCGUAGUAUGGACAAUGAUCCAGAAGACAAACUAUUAGCUGAGGGAGUGCCAGAUCAUGGUUUUAAUUUUGAUCACCUUGUGGGCACAUCUGAUGAUCUUGGUGUGGAUAGUAACUUUGAAGUGACUGACGAGGAUCUGGUGGAUCCAGAAUUAUCUGCCACACUUAAAUCGUUAGGCUGGACUGAUGAUUCUGGUAGUUCAGAAACCACUGCUACUCAGUCUGUCCCUAUUGACAGGGAAACACUACAAAGUGAAAUUCUUUCGCUCAAAAGAGAAGCACUUAAUCACAAACGAGCAGGUAAUGUCACAGAGGCUAUGGCACAUCUAAAGAAGGCAAAGUUACUUGAGAGAGACUUGGAAAGCUUGGGGGGUGAAGUAAGCAGCUUAAUUGCACAUGAUCCCACAAUAAUGAAGAAAGGUUCACCUUCUCAAAAUACCAAGGAAAAGAACAAUGUGAGUUCUAAACCCGCACCAAAGAGUAGAUUAAUGAUUCAGAAAGAGCUCUUGGCUUUGAAAAAGAAGGCUCUUGCUUUAAGAAGAGAAGGUAGAUUGGAUGAGGCAGAUGAAGAGCUGAAGAAAGGCAAGGUUCUUGAACAACAACUUGAAGAGAUGGAAAAUGCUUCAAUUGUCAAGGAGAAACAGGCCCGUGGUGGAGUUAAGAACCCAGAUUUGGAAUAUGAACAUCCUGUUAUUUCUGGAGGUCCACUGAUUAGAGAGGAGGAGGAGGAUGUAACAGAUCAAGAUAUGCAUGACCCAGCAUACCUUUCCCUUCUAAGUAACUUGGGUUGGAAAGAUGAUGAUGAUGAGCAUCCAAACUCUUCAUUUAACCCUCCCAAGGAAGAUGAUAACACCAAUAUCUUGGUCACUCAUUCUACAUCCAAUAUCUCGAUGAAGAUACCAAGGAGAAGUAAAGCUGAAAUACAGAGGGAACUCAUAGGCCUGAAAAGAAAGGCUCUUACUUUAAGACGUGAAGGAAAGACUAAUGAGGCAGAGGAAGUUCUUACAGCAGCAAAAUCAUUAGAAGCUGAGAUGGAAGAGAUGGAAACACCCAAAAAAGAAAUUCAGACCGAGUCUAGCAGACUCAAGGACAAAAUUAUCAGACCUGUUAUCAGUGCAGCGGAUGAAGGAGAUAUGGAUGAUAUUACAGAAAAAGAUAUGCAUGACCCAUCACUUAUCUCUAUGCUAACGAAUUUAGGGUGGAAGGAUGAUGAAGAUGAAGCUGUAACUGCACAAGCAAAGCCAUCUAAACAAGUUUCAGAUAGUUCUGUGAAUUCUACUAACCCAUCCACAAUUCCAUUCUCGUCCAGCAUUUCAGCUGCCAGACAAAGAAGCAAAGGUGAAAUCCAGAGAGAGCUCUUGGGUUUGAAAAGAAAGGCCCUUGCACUUAGGCGUAAAGGAGAAACUGAAGAAGCUGAGGAAUUGUUGAAGAUGGCCAAUGUACUGGAGUCCCAAAUGGAAGAACCGGAAGGUCCAAAGGAGCUUCUCAUUGAUGAUUCUGAGGACAAAAAACCUCAUUGUUCUGGAUCAUUAAUUAACCAUGAAAAGCAGAAUAAUGUGAAAAUUGCGUUGGGAACUAGUGAAAAGUUUGCAUCAGCAGCAGGGGAUCCCAAUGAAAAAGUUGUGGAGUCAUUUGUUUGUUCAGGAAGAAAGGAAAGUGAUACAAUUGCUCCUCUUUUACGGAGUCCUGAUAUUUUCAAUUCAGUGUCCUUUGAGCUCAACAAAGGCAAGCAUCCAUCUGUAGGACAAUUGGAUCUCAUGGGUGAAAUCAGAUCCCUAAGCAACUCAGGAAUAAAUCAUGGAAAUGAUUUCAUUCCUCCUGCCCAUCAGUCUGUGAAUGUAAUGGAUUUGCUGACAGGAGAUGAUUGGAACAGUCCUCAAAUACCAGCUGGAAAACUAGAAGAUAAAGUCAAUUUUGGUUCCGAUGCAUCCUGUCUGCCUGAGCAUCAUGUUCAUGUUGGCUCCUUGGGAAGUCACACAGUCAGAGGCAAGGAUGAAGAAAUCAGUUCUGUUUCAGAUAUUUCCCUUUCUUCUGAGCCCCAUGGUCAUGUGCAUGCACCCAAAAAUUUUGGAAGCAAAGAAAAUGCUAGAACAGAACUGAGCGAAGAAACAGUUAAUGUAGGCAAGAAACCACAUGUAGAUGAAACAGAUUCUGUCCAAGGAUUGGUUUCUCAGGACAACAAAAUUUCCCUUCAACAAGAAGUUUUGGCUCGUAAGAGGAAGGCAGUUGCUUUAAAGAGAGAAGGAAAACUGGGAGAAGCUCGAGAGGAACUUCGGCAGGCAAAGCUGUUGGAGAAGAGUCUUGAGGUAGAGACACCUGGACCUGUAGGUGAUAGCCAUGAUGGGUCAACAUCUGCGUCAAAUGCUCCAUCUGCUCAACAAAAGGAUCCUAGUGCCCCAAAUUUGGCUCCAAAACCAUUGUCUGGGCGUGAUCGAUUUAAAUUGCAACAGGAGUCACUGAGUCACAAACGUCAGGCCCUAAAGCUGCGAAGAGAAGGCCGGGUGGAAGAAGCAGAAGCUGAGUUUGAAUUGGCCAAGGCUCUUGAAGCCCAGUUGGAUGAGAUGUCUUCUGCCAACGUAGCAGAACCAGUAGAUGAUGUAGUUGUUGAAGAUCUUCUCGAUCCUCAACUUCUAUCUGCCUUGAAAGCAAUCGGAAUUGAAGAUACCAGUACUAUAUCACAAGGUUCAGAGAGACCAGGGCCUGUGAAAGUUAGUCCUACCAAGAGUGAAAGCAAUAGCCAGGAAAGAAUUCAGUUGGAAGAACGGAUCAAGGCAGAGAAGGUAAAGGCAGUAAAUUUGAAACGUGCAGGGAAGCAAGCUGAAGCUUUGGAUGCUCUCCGACGAUCCAAAUUGUUUGAAAAGAAACUAAAUUCCUUGGCAUGAAUUUGAUAAAUAAAGGUUUGAGAGAAUCUCCCUACUAUAUUUCAAGUAAUAUUGUUUGUGUGAGGUCAAUGGAACACAUUUUAAUUAGAGAUAAAUAAAAUUCCUUUCCCCCAUUACAUCCAUACUAAGUUGUAUUAUAGAAACUACAGUGACAUUGUACCACAUGAAUUUGUUUACUUUAUGGUAUGAGACUGAGUGAAAGAGAGUUCUCAAAUGGUUCGAAAGCA
This is a messenger RNA of Populus trichocarpa (black cottonwood), 4464 nucleotides long. RefSeq lists its product as uncharacterized. Gene Ontology annotation, molecular function: metal ion binding; protein binding. The transcript has 3 exons. The record is from RefSeq and is a predicted model, not a curated record. Lineage: Eukaryota; Viridiplantae; Streptophyta; Magnoliopsida; Malpighiales; Salicaceae. Bases 233 to 4237 code for a protein of 1334 amino acids.